Messenger RNA from Talaromyces proteolyticus, 668 nucleotides. RefSeq lists its product as uncharacterized. The transcript is spliced from 3 exons. NCBI's taxonomy places the organism in Eukaryota, Fungi, Ascomycota, Eurotiomycetes, Eurotiales, Trichocomaceae. Bases 123 to 455 code for a protein of 110 amino acids. The record is from RefSeq and is a predicted model, not a curated record.
AAGAUACCAGUGGUAUUGAUGAUUUGGUUCUGCCUCUUAUGAUACCAUCUUGUCUGCUUCUUUUGACUGUUCUAUCCUUGUCUACCUGCAACUAUUAUAUUAUCAAAUAUUGACUUGCGACCAUGUCCCAAGAGCAGCAAUAUUGGCUUCCUGGCUUUGGUCUUUCUCGUCAUAUUGUUCUUGGACAUAUUCAGUACUUUCUCGGUCCAAACGCCUCCGUAAGGCCGUUUACAUAUCAGGGUCGUGAAGGCUAUUUAAUCAAUGGAAUGCCUUUGACACGUGAGCAAAUCAACGAUCUGGCUGUGAUGUCUCGGGAAUACGAACGUCAAGAGGCCGCCAGAAUGACCCAUGCCGGCAUGGAAAGCUCAUCAGAACCAUACAUUAAUGAACCAAUUCCAGUGAGCCAGCGUCCUCGAAGACGGGUUCAACAUUUCGAUAACCGUCGAAACCGCUGAAUGUACAGGAAAUCCUUUAAGGAAGAUAGGUGUGAAUAUCUGGUUAUGCAUGGUUCCUUCUAGAAAAAGGAGAAAUGAAUGAGAGAGGCCUGCAUGUAUAUUUCUCGAUCUCAUUUCAUUGGCACAUCUUAUUAUCAAUACGUAACAAGGGCGAGCUCUCUUGUUAUUGUUAUCUUUUUGCCGGGAUCACAGUACCGCUGGCUUCUCCUGCAU